Messenger RNA from Lactuca saligna, 1124 nucleotides. NCBI's taxonomy places the organism in Eukaryota, Viridiplantae, Streptophyta, Magnoliopsida, Asterales, Asteraceae. The record is from the annotation of a GenBank genome assembly.
AUGGAGGACGAGAAGGAUGCGUUUUACGUUGUCAGGAAGGGGGACAUUGUUGGUGUCUACAAGAGUUUUAGUGAUUUUCAACCUCUGCUAUAUGGUCCCAAUGUUGCUGUGUUUAAAGGUUAUCGAUUGCCUAAGGCUGCUGAGGAUUACCUUGGAUCACAUGGCCUCAACAAUGCAAUAUAUUCUGUUGGUGCCUCUGAUGUGCAAAAUGAUCUUUUUGGCCAACUUCUUCCCUGUCCUUUUCAGCAACCAUAUUCUAUUAAAGACAAAGCUGGUACAAGGAAUCCAUCUGAGAAUAAGAUAAAGAAAAAAGUCGGAUCAACUUCUUUUUCAGAAGCUCCUCAGAGAAAGCUACCUGAAAUCGAAAGCUUCAUGGAGACUCUACCUGUUUCUGCUUAUUGUUGUUCUUGUAUUCUUGAGUUUGAUGGUGCAGCAAAAGGAAACCCUGGACCAGCGGGUGCUGGAGCUGUGCUGCGUGCAAUAGAUGGAAGUCUGGUUUAUCGUUUGCGAGAAGGUUUAGGUGUUGCAACAAACAAUGCUGCUGAGUAUCGUGCAGUUAUUUUAGGACUGAGAUAUGCUCUUGAGAGAGGUUUUAGGCAUAUCCGUGUGCAAGGAGACUCCAAACUUGUUUGUAUGCAGGUGAAUGGUUUGUGGAAAACGAAAACCCAGAACAUGACAAGCUUAUGCAAAGUAGCAAAGGAGCUGAAAGAUAAGUUUGCAUCUUUCCAGAUCUGUCAUGUUGAAAGGGAGUUCAACACUGAAGCUGAUGCCCAAGCGAACCUGGGAGUACAUCUCCAGGCUGGAGAGGUUCAGGAGGAGGUUGACAGGAGAUAGUUGAAAGAAAGCUGUGUUUUUGUUUUGGGAUGAUAAUAUAAUAGGAAAAACUUUUGUGUAGUUUAGCUUCAGAAUGAAUGAAUGUAUUUAUGAAGCUAAGCUAAUAAGCUUCAUUAGUGUACUUAUAAGUUGUUGAAUCUGAGGUGAAUGUGUAGGACCUAAAUGUUGUCUUAAUCAUUAUAGUUUUGUUGUUUAUUUAAGAAGGCUGAAUGUCAGAAAAGCACAGCUGUUUGUACAAUUAUUGAAAAGGCACUGUUAAGUACGUUCCUAUUAAAGCCCUAUUUAUUAAA